This is a messenger RNA of Corylus avellana, 1412 nucleotides long. It is a transcript of the gene 5PTASE11, whose product is annotated as inositol polyphosphate 5-phosphatase 11. Gene Ontology annotation, cellular component: plasma membrane. Gene Ontology annotation, biological process: response to auxin; response to salt stress; phosphatidylinositol dephosphorylation. Gene Ontology annotation, molecular function: phosphatidylinositol-3,5-bisphosphate 5-phosphatase activity; phosphatidylinositol-3,4,5-trisphosphate 5-phosphatase activity; phosphatidylinositol-4,5-bisphosphate 5-phosphatase activity. NCBI's taxonomy places the organism in Eukaryota, Viridiplantae, Streptophyta, Magnoliopsida, Fagales, Betulaceae. The record is from RefSeq and is a predicted model, not a curated record.
UAUAUAAGAAGUUGUAAAAAAAUUGUAUUACGUGACCAGUGGUCCUUUUCAACUUUUAUCCAACUUCUUAAUAUUUGUCAAAGUGCCCAGCUAACUCGUGUAGAAAUUAAGCUGUGAUCAAAUAAGAGAGAGAUAUCAAAACAUUUUCGAUGUUUGACUUUUAAUUAUUUCUUCAAUGUCUUCACCGCCAAAAGGCCAAAUUUUCCACGCCGGUGCUGUAUUUGAUCCAAGUCAAUGGCUUCAAAACCUUUCUCGCUAUCUCUGAUCACUAUCAUUUUGGCUUGCCUUUCUUCAACCAUAAACUGCCGCCUCCGAAGAUCACCAUGCAGAGGAUCACUAGCUUUUUCAGGUUUUGCAGAGGACGAGCCAAGUUGAAGAGAAGGGCGGCGGCAAUGGGUUUUAUGAACCAUCAUCAUCAGACAGCAAUUAGCAGCGGCCAAGAAGGAAUAAAGACCGUUGGGGUGGAUAAUCAUAAUCUAUGCGACUUUUCAAGCAACUCGGAUCUCUGCAUUUGCAUUGUCACUUGGAACAUGAAUGGAAAGGUCUCUUACGAAGAUCUAGCAGAACUUGUAGGGAGCAGCCGAAAGUUUGAUCUUCUCGUUGUUGGGUUGCAGGAGGUUCCACGAGACAACAUUCUACGGCUAUUGCAGGCGGCUCUAGAAGAAACACAUAUUGUGUUAGGGAAGGCCAUAAUGCAAUCUCUGCAGCUGUAUGUUUUUGGACCAAAGAACUCAGACUUGUUAGUCAAAGUAGAAUUGCAGGUGGAUAAGCAUUCCGUUGGGGGAUUUGGGGGAUUAAUUAGGAGGAAGAAAGGGGCCGUGGCAAUCCGCAUCAAUUACAAAGGCUUCCGAAUGGUGUUCAUAACAUGCCAUCUCUCCGCUCAUGCAAGCAAAGUAGAAGAGCGAAAUUGUCAGUGCAAACACAUAUCACACUCUCUCUUUUCCAAGAAUUGGAACCCUUAUGCCAAGCCAGCUCACAUCACUGUGUGGUUAGGAGAUCUUAAUUAUAGGAUACAGGGCAUCGAUACACACCCGGCACGAAAUUUAAUUCAAAAAGAUCUUCACGGAACGCUAACCAGCAACGAUCAACUCUUACAAGAGGCUGAAAGAGGACACAUCUUCAAUGGGUACUGCGAAGGGACAUUGACAUUCAAACCGACAUACAAAUAUAAUGUUGGAAGUAGCAAGUACGAUACUAGUUACAAGGUAAGAGUUCCAGCUUGGACAGAUCGAAUAUUGUUCAAGAUAGAAGACGCCAAAAAAAUAAAUGCGACUUUACGUUUUUAUGAAUCAAUGGAUGAUAUAUACAGUUCGGAUCAUAAACCAGUGAAAGCUCAUCUCUGUUUAAAACUUAACAAAUUGUUGUCGGCGUAAAAAAUGUUGUACACCAAUCUCUUUGUUUUUUUGUUUUUU